AUCCCCAGGACCCUAUCAGGGUUUUGGCACCGAGGGUCACUCUGUUCGGGCGUCGGAGAAGAAUGGUUGUUAAUCGAAAAAAUAGCGGCGGGGGCGGCAGCAGCGGGGAAGAAGACGGAGACGCGAACUGGAGAGCCGCAAUCGAUUCUGUCGCCAGCGUCAUCACUGCUCUAGCCUCUACAUCUAACGGUUCGACAACGAAAUCCACAGGCCGCACGAUGCGACACGACGAAGAAGAUGAAUUAACUAACCACAAUUCUCAAAACAUCAAGCAUUACCAGAUUAAGGCACAAAACCUUCUGGUUGACAUCAUUGAGAAGACGUUAGAAAUAGUGAGAAAUCCUGCUGAGAUGCUGGAUGAUGAACCCACAACUAAUGAAGGUGGAGUUCGACUCUUUGAACAUGCUCCCCCUGGGAUAGUAUUUGAUCACAUAGAUGAACUUCAGGGACCAACAAAAAAACCAAGAAUCCUUCCUGGUAAAGAGAUUGAUGAAAACUCAAAGAAGUUUAGACGGCAACUCCAGUCUGUUGCUGUUGAUGGGGUGGAUAUAAUAGCUGCAGCAAAAGAUGCACACGAUAAAUCAUUAGCAAAACUAGAAGCUAAAUAUGCAGCAGCAAAAGCUGCUGCAAAGAGAGAAGAAGAAAGAAUAGCAGAACUGAAAAAAGUUAGGGGAGAGAGAUGGCUACCUUCAGUUGCAAGACAUAUGCGGGUGAAAUUUCAAGGGUAGCUAAUGAUCUGCAUGCUGGUUCCCAUCUCUCUCCUAAGCUGGAAGGCUAAAUUUAUCAAGAUAUUGAAGAGCUGGAUGACAUAUAACUCCAGGUGCUGCUCCUUAAUGGUUAUGGACAAAUAAGGAUGGAAACAGUUUGAAAGCAUGCGACUGUGUUUCUUGUUGAAUACUCAAGUUAUAACUUCAUGAUUAAUACUAAGUGACUGUUUUGAAACUUCCUUGAUCCUUGCCUUGCUGCAAUUAUUUACCAGACUUAAGUCUUGUCAGGGACUUUUGGUCAUUGUCUCAUAAGAGUUGCGGUGAACCGUGAAGUAAUAUUUUCUGUAUCUCUUUGUAUGAGCAACUAGAGCCUGGUUUUGGGAUUGGAAAUAUGUGAUAGCUCAUAGUGAGAGUAUUUUUUUCAUUGUGUUCCGUUUCUCUCAGCAAUGAGACGCUAGUUUUGGGAUUUGAAAGAGUUGGUUGGUGUUUGUCCUUGAAUUUGGUUAUUGGGUCCUCAAAAAGUCUUUGGGAGUAAGUGAGUUUGGUCCAGCCGUCUAGGUAUAACGAUGCUAUGGGAUCUGCACCUGUAGAUUUACUGGGAUUUACAUAUUUGUAGUGCAUCUCCUGCUUCUCACGGUUGGCUACUAAGCAAUUUGGCUCGAUUGUAGUAAAAAGAGCAAAUUUCUGUGAUGAAUAAUACUUGUUUGUGUUACUCUUUCUUCCAGCAAUGAAGUUGUCUAUAGAACCAAAAGCAAAUUUCUGCUUUUGCUUUUGGUGUUUUCCUACUUUUGUUUUUGUUACAUUUUAAUUGUAAUAGAAAAAUAGUUUGCGAUACGCAGAAGCAGCAUUUUUGGCUAGUGGGCAAAGCAUCAGGGAAAAAAAUAUAUAAAAGUCGUGAUUUUAUUUAUAUAUACAAAAAUGUUUUUAGUUGAAUCCAUGUAGGAUUCGCUUGUGAUGUAAACCGGAUAAGGGAUG
Messenger RNA from Diospyros lotus (date-plum), 1682 nucleotides. RefSeq lists its product as uncharacterized. The transcript is spliced from 6 exons. NCBI's taxonomy places the organism in Eukaryota, Viridiplantae, Streptophyta, Magnoliopsida, Ericales, Ebenaceae. The coding region runs from base 63 to 728 and encodes 221 amino acids. The record is from RefSeq and is a predicted model, not a curated record.